AGUCUGUAACCAUGACUGCUGAGGUUAUGGCUCAAGAGGAAACCCAAACAGCUGAGGUUGUUGCUGCUUCUGAGCCCCACAAAGUGGAGAAGGUUGUUGAAGAUGUGGCACCAAAGGAAUCAGUGGAAGAACCCAAACCCAAAACUGUUGAGAAAAGCUCUUCCUACAAGGAAGAAAGUAACUUCCUUUCUGAUCUGAAAGAGUUCGAAAGGAAGGCUUUGAAUGAGUUCAAGUCAAAGAUUGAGGAAGCUAUCUUCGGGAAUAACCUGUUUGAGAAAGAAGAGCCAAAGAAGAAGGAAGUUGAGGAGAGUGAGAAUGUGGAAGUGAAGGAAGAUGAGGAGAAAAAGGUUGAAGUAGAGAAGGAUGUGUCUCUUUGGGGAGUGCCCCUUUUGCCAAGUAAAGGAGCAGAAGGUAAUGAUGUGGUUCUGUUGAAGUUUUUGAGGGCUAGGGAGUUUAAAAUCAAUGAUGCAUUUGAGAUGCUGAAGAAGACCCUUAACUGGAGGAAGGAAUCAAAGAUUGAUUCUGUUUUGGAUGAGGAUUUUGGAUCUGAUUUGGCUUCUGCAGCUUACAUGAGUGGUGUUGAUCAUGAAGGCCACCCUGUGUGCUAUAACAUAUUUGGUGCCUUUGAGAGUGAAGAGCUUUAUCAGAAAACUUUUGGGAAUGAGGAGAAGCGAAGCGAGUUUUUGAGAUGGAGGUGCCAGUUGAUGGAGAAGGGUAUUCAGAAGCUUAAUUUGAAGCCAGGUGGUGUGUCUUCCUUGCUUCAAAUCAAUGACCUUAAGAACUCUCCUGGUCCCUCUAAGAAGGAGCUUCGAAUUGCUACAAAACAAACUGUUGCAAUGUUGCAAGACAAUUACCCAGAAAUGGUGGCGAAAAAUAUUUUCAUCAAUGUUCCUUUCUGGUAUUAUGCUCUCAAUGCUCUUUUGUCUCCUUUCUUAACCCAAAGAACAAAGAGCAAAAUUGUGGUUGCUCGUCCUAAUAAGGUCACUGAAACACUAAACAAGUACAUUCCAAUUGAGGAGAUCCCAGUUCACUAUGGGGGUUUCAAGAGGGAAAAUGAUUCUGACUUUUCUGCCCAAGACGGUGCUGUUUCAGAACUCAUUCUCAAGGCUGGAUCAACAGCGACAAUUGAGAUUCCUGCAUUGGAGGUUGGAAAGGCUUUGUGCUGGGAUUUGACUGUUCUGGGUUGGGAGGUAAGUUACAAGGAGGAAUUUGUUCCAACUGAUGAGGGUUCAUACACAGUCAUUGUUCAAAAUGGGAAGAAGAUGGGUUCACAAGAAGGGCCUAUUAGGAACACUUUUAGGAACAAUGAAUCAGGGAAAGUUGUCCUUACUAUAGAGAACACAUCAAAUAAGAAGAAGAGGGUACAAUACCGUUACAAGAGCUCUUUCUAA
This is a messenger RNA of Abrus precatorius (Indian licorice), 1391 nucleotides long. RefSeq names its product patellin-4. The record is from RefSeq and is a predicted model, not a curated record. Gene Ontology annotation, molecular function: lipid binding. Bases 12 to 1391 code for a protein of 459 amino acids. The transcript is spliced from 4 exons. NCBI's taxonomy places the organism in Eukaryota, Viridiplantae, Streptophyta, Magnoliopsida, Fabales, Fabaceae.